Molecule: messenger RNA, 988 nt
Organism: Microtus ochrogaster (prairie vole)
Lineage: Eukaryota; Metazoa; Chordata; Mammalia; Rodentia; Cricetidae
Product: olfactory receptor 2A12-like
Biological process (GO): G protein-coupled receptor signaling pathway
Cellular component (GO): membrane
Molecular function (GO): olfactory receptor activity; G protein-coupled receptor activity
Source: RefSeq, a predicted model, not a curated record
CCAGUGACACAUAGAUGAAUGUGAUUCUCUUACAGCCUCCACCACGUCGAUGAUUCCAGGGCAAAACCAAAGCUGGGUUUCUGAGUUUAUCCUGCUUGGCUUCUCCAGUGACCCCACGACCAACAGCAUAUUCUUCAUUGUAUUCCUUCUCAUCUACCUGAGCUCAGUCAUGGGCAAUGGGCUCAUCAUCCUGCUGAUCUGCCUGGACACACAUCUGCACACUCCCAUGUACUUCUUCCUCUGCAUACUCGCCAUGUUGGAUAUGGGCUGUGUCACCACCACUAUGCCCCAGAUGUUGGUGCAUCUUCUUGCUCAUUCUCAGAGCAUCUCCUUUGCGGGAUGCUGGCUCCAGAUGUAUGUCUUUGGUGGUCUUGUUACUACUGAGUGUACCUUGUUUGUUGUCAUGGCUUAUGACAGAUAUGUGGCCAUUUGCUACCCACUGCAUUAUACCGUCAUCCUCAACUGGGGACUGUGCAUACGGUUGACAGCUGGGUCUUUGGUCUGUGGUUUCUUCUCUGCUUUGUUACAUACUUUCUUCACCAUGAGUCUACCAUACUGUGGGCCUAACAGAAUCAACCACUACUUCUGUGAAGGCCCUGCAGUACGUAACCUGGCUUGCAUGGAUACCCACCUCAUUGAGAUGGUGGAUCUGGUCUUGAGUGUUUUUAUGAGUCUUAUUCCAAUUUCCCUCAUUGUGACCUCCUACAUUCAUAUUGCCAAGGCGAUUCUGAAGAUCAAGUCCACCCAGGCCCGCUGCAAGGCUUUCUCUACCUGUACCUCCCACCUGACUGUGGUCUCAUUCUUCUAUGGUCCAGCCUGUUACAUCUACAUGAGACCCAACUCUAGCUUCUCUCCUGAGCGAGACAAGCAGAUCUCACUGUUUUACAAUGCCUUUACCGCCUUGCUCAACCCUGUGGUCUACAGUCUGAGGAACAAGGACAUCAAGAGGGCAUUUCUCAAGGCAAUGGGGCAUGGUAGGAUGGACUAG